AUGUACCACUGUAAAUCGUGCUCAAAUCGAAGCCGUUCUUUAAAAGAUUAUGUCGAGCACUACAGACUGCACUUUAACGAAGCAAAUAUUCACUUUCCUUGUGCUGUGAGAGGUUGUAUUCGCAAAUUUCAAACCUUCAGCGCGUUUAAAUCGCAUGUUUCUCGCGAUCAUCAAAACUCCAGGCGGGAAAAAUCUAAAUCCGUUGUUGUUGACAUGACGAUCAAAUGCCCUUUUAGUUUUUGCUUAAAAAUUUUGCCAAAUAUAAAAGACAUGCUAGGACAUCUAAAAGAACAUAUUGCGCAUGGACUUGAAAUUACAUGCCCAUUUCAAGGGUGUACUUCGUCAUUUACAGUUAAGUCGUCAUUCACUUCGCAUCUAAGUAGGCGACAUAAAAGUGUUGAGAACAGGCUUAUUACCCCUGAAUUACUUAUCAACAGCCAGGAAAACCAAAAUAUCAUUUUCGAAAACAAUAAUAGCACUGAUUUUGAGGAAGAUGCACCGUCUGAAGGUGAUGACCAAUCUAUGUCAAGUGGUAAUGGAGAAAUAGAAUCAGACAUAAGUGAUUUAUUCGUCAAAAAUCUAGCAUUAUUUUAUUUGAAAUUGAAUGCUAAAUAUCCUGUACCCUCUAGCACUGUUCAAAAAGUUAUCGAAGAAAUGCAAUCGAUGCACAGCAUAUCUCAAAACUUAUUAAAGCAGCGUAUUAAAAGAAAACUGACAGAAUUUUCUGUAGAAAAAGAAGUAGUUGAUGAAGUUGUUCAGGAUUUUAUUUCAAAUGAUAUAUAUAAUUCUGUACAUUGUGAGAAAGGAAUUCUCAGCACUAAUUUCAGACGUAAACAAUUUUUCAAAGACAACUUCAGAUAUGUGGAGCCAGUCACAAUAAAUCUUGGUUUCGAUAAAAACAAGAUUAAAAGGUAUUGUGAAUAUGUGCCAAUAAUUGAAACUAUUCAAGAACUUUUGAAAGAUCCUAGUGUUAAAGCCCAGUUUAAGAAUCCUUGUUCAAGUUCUGACGGUGUGCUAAGAGAUUUCAUGGAUGGCAGUGUUGCAAAAAAAAACCUCCUUUUCAUAGAACUUGAAAAUGCUAUUAAAUUAAUUCUUUACCAGGACGCUUUUGAAGUAGUAAAUCCUUUAGGGUCAGCCAAACGAAAGCAUAAAAUUCUUGCUGUUUAUGUUAUCUUGGGAAACAUUUUUCCACAAAACAGAUCUAAAAUUGAUCAGAUGCAACUUGUUUUACUCGUUCGGGAAAUUGAUUUUAAGUAUUUUGGCCAAGAAGCGGUGUUUCGUGUGCUGGUGAAUGACCUUAAAAAAAUAGAACAAAUAGGAGUCCUAGUAGAUGACAAGCGUGUCAAAGGCACUGUUGCCAUGAUUACAGGUGAUAAUCUAGGAAGCCAUUGCAUAGGAGGUUUUGUUGAAAAUUUCAGUAGCUGCAUGUAUGUUUGUAGAUAUUGUCUCUUUAGAACAGAAGAAAUUGAGCAUGGGAAUGUUCUUGACACAUAUUCUACAAGGUCACCAGAAAACUAUCAAAACGAUUUACAUUGUCUUGAGGUUAACCCUGCCCUUAAUAACAUUCGUGGUAUCAAAUUCAACUCAAUUUUUAAUGAGCUCGAGCAUUUUCAUGUGUGCAAUCCAGGUUUACCUCCAUGUUUAGGUCAUGAUUUAUUCGAAGGCGUUGUACAAUAUGAUUUGGCCCUGUUUAUUAAUUUUAUGAUUAAAGUGAAAAAAUGGUUUACUUAUGUCCAGCUAAAUCAUAUUAUUACUAAAUUUAAGUAUAAUGGGUCAGAUUGCAAUAAUAAGCCUAGUACAGUUGGUGAUCAAGGACAUAAGUUAGGUGGUCAUGCGGUUCAGAACUGGUGCUUACUCCGUCUUUUGCCAGUGCUCAUUGCUUUGAAAGUUGGGGAUACCAAUGACCCUGUGUGGCAUGUAACUCUGCUACUUAGAGAAAUUGUUAAACUUGUCUGUGCGCCAGAAAUAAAUGUGGCACAAGUUGCAUACUUAAAAGUUCUUAUCGAAGAGUAUUUGGAUGAAAGAAUAUCCCUUUUUCCUGAGAAGCAAGUGAGACCAAAACAUCAUUUUAUGGCCCAUUACCCAGGGCUAAUUAUGCAAUUCGGACCACUGAUAAGAGUCUGGACACUUAGGUUUGAAAGUAAACAUUCCUACUUUAAAAAAUGUGCCCGAAACAGCCAGAAUUUCAUAAACAUAUGUCAUACUUUUGCAGAGCGCCACCAACUUUUCCAGGCAUAUCUCAGCAAUGGUUCUCUUUUUGACGUUGAAGCUAGUCUUGAAAAUGCUAUCCCUUUCAAUGAGGAUCUGUACAAUGAUAGCAUCAAAGAUUCAUUUUUUAGGCAUCAUUGUUCAGUUGAGGAUGUGUUGACUUCUUGCUCUUGCAAUAUUAAUGGUGUUCAGUACAAAAAAGGUCUUUUUGUAGUUGUUGAAAAUAAUGAAUUGUCUCUAAUAUUUGGCAAAAUUGUGAUGCUUUUUCAACAUAAGGACAACUCCAUUUGUAUUUUGGUUCAGAAAACCUCAGCUACUUACAAUUCUAACAGGGGCUUCUACCAGGUUGAACAAAGCAGGGCUGCACCAAUUGUAUGUACCAAAUUUUCAGAUCUCAAAUCAAACUGUUGCUUGCCCUCUUAUAGAGUAAAUCAUGAAGAAGUUAUUGUCCUUCAGCAUGCUAUUGUUACCUAG
Paramuricea clavata is the source of this 2682-nucleotide messenger RNA. The record is from the annotation of a GenBank genome assembly. Lineage: Eukaryota; Metazoa; Cnidaria; Anthozoa; Malacalcyonacea; Plexauridae.